This is a messenger RNA of Oryzias melastigma (Indian medaka), 1227 nucleotides long. Its product is annotated as flavin reductase (NADPH). NCBI's taxonomy places the organism in Eukaryota, Metazoa, Chordata, Actinopteri, Beloniformes, Adrianichthyidae. The record is from RefSeq and is a predicted model, not a curated record.
GGAGGGGACGUUGGGUUCGUGCAGCUCAGACUGACUCGCUGCUCCGUCUUCCACCAGCUCCGACUGAGUCCUGAGGAUGAAGAUCGCCGUGCUCGGAGCCACUGGGCAGACCGGACAGUUUCUGGUCAAACAGGCGCUGGAACAAGGUCACGUCGUCACCGCCGUCGUCAGGAACCCGGCCAAGCUCGCCGUCCACAAUGACAACCUGAAGGUGGUGAAGGCGGAUAUUUUUACCGCCGACAGCCUCAAAGAUCAUUUCAAAGACCAGGAUGUGGUCAUGUCCUGCCUGGGUUUCCCCGCCUCCUUCUUCUCCGGGGUGACGGGCUACACCAUGUCCAUGGCGGCGGUGGUCGGCGCCAUGCAAGAGGCCCGGGUCAGCCGCCUCAUCACCAUGACCUCCUGGUACACGGAGCCAAACUCCGGGACCCAGUCGUCGUACCUGAUCCGCUUCCUGCUGCUGCCCAUGAUCAGAAGCGUCCUCAACAACAUGUACGAGAUGGAGCAGUCGCUGGCCAAGACGCAGGACAUCAACUGGACCGUGGUCCGGCCUCCCGGCCUCAAGAACCUGCCCGCUACAGCUCAGGAGUUCCUGACCCACGAGGGAUACUUCGUACCCGAGAGCAGCGGCCAGCCUCCCCGUAGCGCCGUCGGAAGAGGAGACGUAGCGCGCUUCAUGCUGUCUCUCCUGAACAGCAACGCCUGGGUGAAGAAGGGAGUCGCCAUCACCACCAAGUGAGCCAGACGCUCCAUCCAGGCUCAGAUCUCACCGAACCUUCAACAUGUUUUUGUUUAACCCUUUAACACCUGUGUUUAUAUUCUUUGGUUUAAUGUAACUUUUCAACCAUUAACACGACAAUUCAGUUUAUUAAACAUUUUGUGUUUAUGAGUCACCGACGCCUCAGGUGUUAAAGGGUUGAUAAUUAAAAAAUAUAAAGGUUUAAAUAAAAGUAAAAAAUACAUUUAAAUUAUCAAAUCAAACGUAAAAGUGAAAUUCUUCCACAACUGAUCCUUUAUGAAGACCAUAGGCCUUAUGGACUCUGAUGUCUGUUUACUUUUUACCACGCACGUGCCAUUGUAACUAUGGCUGCAGUACGCGCUUCCGUCCACACGAGGGCAGUGUUGUAUUCUGUAAUGUGAAGCUCUGAUUGAUAUAUUUUUGUUUUCAUUUUGUGAUGUUUUUCUGGAUGAUACCACCUAAAGAAAAAAAUAAAUAUUGAGACGUGUGGA